Molecule: messenger RNA, 1904 nt
Organism: Marasmius oreades (fairy-ring Marasmius)
Lineage: Eukaryota; Fungi; Basidiomycota; Agaricomycetes; Agaricales; Marasmiaceae
Exons: 9
Coding region: 555-1649 (364 amino acids)
Source: RefSeq, a predicted model, not a curated record
CGAGCAUCUCAUCCUAUCUGAAUCACUCUCCCGUGUUCUCUCCCGACAGUAAUGUUCGUAUCCUUGGAGAAACAAUCUUUUUUUAGCCACAUCACUCCAUACUCCUCAUUUAUAACAAAAUUCGCGAUUGAGGCCCUGAUGGAGCCUCUCGAAUCACCAACCGUGAAUUAAUCAUCAUGCGGCGGUGGUAUUUUGAAUGAUGCACAGCUCCGCAAAUCAUAACAGAUAUGUCCUAACUCCCACUGUUGAAACGUUGAAGGUUGAUACAUACCGUAAUAGUUGCACUGCGGCUUCUUCAAUUUAAAUCUCAGUACUAGUGGGAUUCCGAUCUGAAGCUUGGGCGCUUGCAUCGGUAUAUCCAUUGACUUACAAGUCAACGCGCUUCCAAAAUCUCACGUUCUUUUGAACGGGAUCAUCAGCACGUCCUUCACAACGGAUGAUCACAAACCAAUCAAGACCCGUUAAAAAAAUCCCCCAAGUUACAGGUAUAAAAGUAAAGAUAGGAUUGUUUCGAUGAGUUUUUCCUCAUCUCUACUUCAUCUUGAUCUCCAACCAUGGUCUCAUCGAUAAACACCAAUUACCUUACCGGUUCUCAAGUCCUUGCAGUUCAGCAUGUUAUUAUCAGGAUCGGACUGGAGUUCCUUUUCUUUGGAAUACACGCACUACUUUUCAUUGUUUCAACGUGGCUACUUUUCCAAAAAGGAAUCGGCUUAGUCCGUGCUAGAAUACUUCUUCUCAUCAUAACGAGUGUCAUGUUUCUCGCUUCCUUUGGUGUCAUCAUUAGCGACAUGAUGAUCUGUCUGCGUCAAGCAAGCUCAUAUGGAUUAAAUGCACCCACCACAAGAGAACUUACUUUUGGCCUUCGACUUGCUUCCGAGGUGCUGAUGAGGCUCAAUUUUCUUCUCGGAGACGUGAUCGUAGUGUGGAGAACUUGGGUAGUCUGGUCGCACAGCCUAAGUGCCCGGCUAUUGCUUGCGGUGUGCAUGUUGGGCACAAUAAGCACUGCUAUUGCAAACGCAACGACGGCCAUACUGGUUUUUGUGCGAAACACCCCAGGACCCAACACACUCUCCCUUGUGUUAACGUUACCUCCGUUCAUCACAAACUCCGUGGCGACAUCGUUGAUUGCUGUUAAAGCGUGGUACUACCGAAAGCAGAUAAAAUCGAUGCUUACUACAAGUACAACGUCCAGAAUGUCCUCUACUCGAGUGGAACAGGUUUUUAUCCUACUCGUCGAAAGCGGAUUCGUCUAUUGCGCAGUCUGGUUACUCAUCCUCAUCGCGGGCUUUGAUGUCAUGACUCCCGCUAACAACACGCUGAUUUGUGGUAUUGCUGUUAGCCUUACGGGCAUCUAUCCGACCUUCAUCGUAAUCAUGGUAUCGUUGGGGAAAUCACACGCCAACACUGUGUUCAGUUCACCGGAGGAAUACUCAACGUCGGAAAUAUCUCAGCCGUUACAUUUCCCGACCUCCGGCCCGGCGCGUCAAUCGAAUGAAAGUGAAUCGCCGCUUCCGGGAGAGAAUAAGGAUAACUCCCAGCAGGCGAGCCUUCAUUCAACGGGUACUGGGUAUGAUGGAGGGGAACCUUUACAUUGGGCUGGGUCGGCCAAGAGUCUCGAGCUGCAGAGACAUCAAGGACGAGCGAUGUGACGGGAGGCUCUAAUCUGGUUCUUCCCACCCAUCCGUGGCAGCGUGUAUGAUUUUAACUCCCCUAUAUUUAUGGUUGUCUUUUUGUUGUCAGCUCUAUUUCUUCGCGUGUCCUCACAUUUCACUUGAUAGGCCCAGUCUGAAUUUCUUACUUUUCUCCACGCUUCGCCGCUUCCCAGGUUCCCAUUGUUUUUUUUUCCCAUUGGUAUACUUCAGGACUAGCUUUAGGUUAUACUAUAACUCUGACUGUCUGCCCCA